Acipenser ruthenus (sterlet) is the source of this 3567-nucleotide messenger RNA. Its product is annotated as protein XRP2-like. NCBI's taxonomy places the organism in Eukaryota, Metazoa, Chordata, Actinopteri, Acipenseriformes, Acipenseridae. The coding region runs from base 213 to 1274 and encodes 353 amino acids. The transcript has 5 exons. Gene Ontology annotation, cellular component: cilium; periciliary membrane compartment. Gene Ontology annotation, molecular function: GTPase activator activity. Gene Ontology annotation, biological process: post-Golgi vesicle-mediated transport. The record is from RefSeq and is a predicted model, not a curated record.
GCCUGCUAUUGAUUGGCUGGCUCUUUGGGCAGAGAAACUGGAAGAGCUCGCGCAGUUUCAUUGCAGCCGUAAAAAAAAAAAAAAAAAAAAAAAAAAACCUAUCAGACGUGAAGCGUACUGUUUUACUGACUGCGGGCGAAGCCGAGUUUACCUUAUUAUUAUCUGGGGUUUUGUUUCGCAUUUCAAAUAGGAAGUCACAUCUGACACAGAAAAUGGGUUGCUUUUUCUCAAAGAAAUCAAAAAGAAAACCCGAGAAAGAGCAGGCGGAGACGACUACAGACGAGGAGGCACCAAAACAAUACAGCUGGGACAAACGGGACAAGGUUGAUCCAAAAGACUACAUGCUGACCGGCCUCAAGGAUGAAACUGUAGGUCGUUUGCCCGGCACGCUCAAUGGGCAACAGUUUGCCAUUCAAGACUGUGAGAACUGUAACAUUUACGUGUUUGAUCACUCGGCCACCAUCACCAUUGACGACUGCACCAACUGCAGGUUAUUCCUGGGGCCGGUCAAGGGCAGUGUGUUUUUCCGAGACUGCAAGGACUGCAAGUGCGUGGUGGCGUGCCAGCAGUUCCGCACCAGGGACUGCAAGAAGAUGGAGGUGUUCCUCAGCUGCGCCACCCAGCCCAUCAUCGAGUCCUCCAGUGGCAUGAGGUUCGGCUGCUUCCAGUACUACUACCCUGAGCUCGCCUUCCAGUUCAAAGACGCCAGCUUGAGCAUUUUCAACAACAACUGGAGCAACAUUCAUGACUUUACACCCGUGUCCGGGGAAACAAACUGGAGCCUGCUGCCCGAGGACACCGCGGUGCAGGACUGCGUCCCCCUGCCUGACACGGACGGGUUCAAAGCGGUCAGGGUGUCCACAGAGGCCAGCAGGAGCAUCGUCCCAAUAACCAGCGGCCAGCGGCGGAAGAACAGCGACGAGUCCUGCCUCUUUGUGUUCUUUGCUGGUGAUUAUACCACAGCUAAUGCAAGGAAACUGACCGAUGAGAUGGUUGGAAAAGGCUUUAUUCUUGUGCAAACUAAGGAGGUUUCAAUGCGACCAGAAGAUGCCAACAGAGUAUUUCAUCAGAAUGCAGAAGACUACACCUCUUUGAUUGAAAAAGGUCCUGUUGUAGCUUUGGAGUUUAACGGAGAGGGGGCAGUGGAGGCGUGCCGCAGUAUGGCAAGCGAUGUCUUCAGCAGCGCCAAGGUCUAUGUGUCUGAAAACAAGGCUUCAGCUUGCAGAGAUGUGGACAAUUUCUUCAACUUUGCAGAUAUGCAGAUGGGAAUUUAAGAUCACAUGAAAAAUAAAACAGUCGCAUCAUCUCUCAAUUUGGUUUCUUUUAUACUUCUGAGUUUUUGUUUUUAAAAUCUUUUCUAACACUAGCGGUAUUGUGUGUUUUUGUUUUAUUUGUAUUAUUAUUAUUUGGCGCUUAAAACUUUUUUUUAGUUUUCUAAAGAAAUUUGAUUGUAAUAAAUAAAAGUAACCAAAGCAUUGCAUAAUGUGUAGCAAGGCGUUGGGCGCCUGUGAUUUAACUGCACUGUUUAUUUGUUAGCUGGGUUGCCCAGGGUUAUCUCUGCAUAAAGAAUGUCAUUUCUGUGUAUGAAAUGUGUGUUGUAUUUCAUUCCGUUGUCUGUUGUACAGUUCUUAUGACAUGUCCAUGUUUAUGUCUUACAUUAUUAAUGUACGUUUCUUUUGAUAGAUGGGACAAAAAACAUGUGUUUCUACUUUCCUGUUGACAAAUUGUCCCUCUUCUUCUUCUUCUUCUUCUUCUUCUUCUUCUUCUUCUUCUUCUUCUUCUUCUUUUCUUUUUUUUUUUUUUUAAUAAAAAUUAUUACUUGAUUGACUGUAGAAGAAACUAGCUCAGAGUGACCCGAUGCAUUUGGACUUUGUAGUAAAAUGUCUAUUUUUAUCACAAAUUAAUUUAUUUUUUUAAAAAUCAGGAAAUCCAAAUUUUGUAGUAGCUUUUAUAGUACUAUAUAUAGUACUAUAAUUGUUAUAGUAUUAUAAUAUAAUAUAAUCAGUCAGUAGUGGAUGGAAAUGUAAAGGCAGUGUCCUUCUAAGAAACCUUUUGACUUUUUUCUACUGGGAUCCAUUUCCAUUUGUCUUCAUUCCAUAAAAUGGCUUGUUUUGUUGACUACAACAGUGUUUGUGUAGUGAGUCUGAGUAAAUCACAAUACUGUAUAGCGUUAGAUCCGAGUCCAUUUUGAUGUGGAAAGUUUGAACCUGUAAAUUCCUACAGGUAGUUAAAGAGGAACAUGUGCCCCUAUGAAAUAUGGUUAUUGUUUUCUUUUUCAGAUUCACAGUGUUUGUCAUUUUCUGUUUCAGUCAUCACAUCCUGGUGAUUUAUUUAAAACUCAGCAGUUUCAAGCAACCCAAUUGCCUGAAAGGGCUCUGAACAUGUCUGCUGUAACCCGAGAUUGAAGCCAUUAACCUGCACUCUGCCCCACUUCAACACCUGCAAAUGACCACCUUUAUUACAGUGGUACUGUAUUUGUAUUUCGAACAUCCACUACAAAAGCAAGUCACAUUUCUAUAGCGCCUUUCAUCACAAGGAUCCCAAGGCGCUUCACACACACACACACACACUCACACACACUCAAAUGAACAAUUAAACCAUUCAAUUAAAAACAGUCUAAUGCAGAAUUUGAUAGAACAGAAAUUGAGAUAAAAAUUUUGUUUUUGAAUUGUAAAAAAAAAAAAAAAAAAAGCUGGUUUGUAGAAAUAGAACAAUUAAAAGUCUAAACAAACAUUUUAUUAAAUUAGAAUUUAAAAAAAAGAAAUGCAGUUUUGAUUGUAAAAUAGGAAAACCAAGAUGGUUACCAGAGAAGGCAUGUUUAACAGCCCCGAGAGGUCACUCAGGUGUUUUUCACAUUAAAAUGAUACACAGCGUUGCUCUGAACAACAACAGGUGCACAUGGGUUAAGAUGUCUGGGAGGUUUCACACUCACACAAGGGUGCUCUUACAUGUGCUCGGCUUAAACAAAGCUAUUCCAGGUUCUCUGGCAGGCUACACUGUCUUACAUUAAACAGAUCAAGUCGAGGGAUUCCACUUUAUUUUGCAAAAUAUGUUCUUUCUGCUGUUUUGUACUGAUUUAUGACUGGGGAAUAGAUACAGUGGAAUACAGAAUGUAAGUUACACUAGUAUGUGAAUAGUUUAAUUUGAAAAAAAAAAAAAUAAUAAUAAUAUUGUAGUGUGAUAUUGCCCUUGAAAAGCCAGGCUGGCCUGUUUAUAUGGCUCACUUGUUACGCUCCAGUCUGGGUCUGGGGGUGUGGAUUAAAUGAGCUUCACUUUCUAUUUUCAUUGUAAAGGGUUUGCUUGAGUACAUCCUUUUGUACCUUUUUGGAGGUCUUAAUGUUAUUCUUUUUUUUUUUUAAUGGCUGAACAAAGUUGUGAUCUACUUGUUGCUUAAUGUGCUGUUUUGAGUAGGUUUGGAUGUUUGCCUUGGUAUGCAAGCUAAUCCAGUGCUUCUUGGAAUGACAUUUUGUAUAUUUAAAUGUUACAUAUUUUGUAUAUGAUUUUAUUUUGUGGCAGUGGUUGUAAAUUGUGAUUCACAAUAAACAUGAACUGGUGAUGUAAAUUGUU